AUGCAGAACAACCUGCAUCAAGUCGAAGACUACGUGCGCCGGACGAGUGGGCGUGUGCAGUACCUGGAGGCACUCAUCGAACAAGAACACUCAACUAUCGGCCAAGUCACAGAGAUCAAGAGGCAGCUAAAGACAGCACAUAGAAAUCUAGAAAAGCUGCACUUCGAGAAGUGUCCAUCGUUGGGCUUUGAGGUCAACCACUGGGUCCAAGGUGCAAUGCGGCUUGCGUGGCAGGCAUACCGGCGAAUGGUCAAACUGGAGGAGAAACUAAGAACCCUUCCAGUGAGCCUGUCAGACAGUGAAGACUGGGUUGGAGACUACGAGAAGGAGUCGCCAGCCAUGAUCGGAAUCGAGAUGGAGCCGGAGAAAAAGCCAGUCGAGGCUGAUACAACAGCAGGAGCGGCAGAACCACCAGAAGUACGGCGCGUGCAGCCAGUCACAUAUGUUCCGACCGGUGCCCAAGGCGCUAGGUUGAGCGCACACAUACCCAAGGGAAUUACGAUUCCUACGCAGGAGAAGCAUACGGAAACAUACCGAAUGUCAGGCGUUGGGUCGUCAACGCAAAGACUGUCUGUGGAACCUUCGUCAAUAAGAGCUGAACAACGGAAAGAAUGGUCCGUCGUCGAAGAGCUCGAUCCGGUUGAGGCGAUCAUACCAAGAGCACUAGUUGAAGCCCGGCUGCGAGAAGAAGAGGCUGAAACCGCACCUGUUCUUAUCGAGCCGGACAGACAGCGACAGGGCAGCUGCGACGGAUCAGUCGUGACUGACAUGGUCAUGAACAAUGUCCUCAACGAAGACUACGUUCUACCGUAUCUCCACUUCAUCAAGCACCACGAACUGCGUGCGCUGAAGCAGUGGCUCGUGGAGAAUCAUUACGUGAAGAGGUCGGCUGUCAUCAGCCGUACGGAAAAAGUGCUGCACUGUCUCGAGCUUCUGCAGACAGGAUGCCGCUAUGAGACGAUAGCUACCAUGUUUUCCAGAACACCAAGACAAGUCGAGAGCUCCUGUCACGAAGUCAAGGAAGGCCUGCUAGAGCUGCACGGCUUUACUAUGAUCAAAGCCCGUGAUCAAGAGAUGUAUACGACGCUGUGGGGUCUCUGGAGGAAGUUUGGCAACCCGCAAGACCAACACCUUGCUACCUACUACUACGGCUUCGAUUGGCUUGACGUCGGCAAGAUUAUGGUGACGCUCAACCUCUACAUUGGCAGAUGGCGCGAGCAGGGAAAGUUCUCGCUCGAGGGGCCCUCGCUCAACUGGGGCAAGUUCUUUGACGCAGAAGGAACAGGGAGGUUCCCAAGAAUGGAUCAGCCCUUGCGACUCCAGUACAGUGCCAUCAGUUCCUUCGGCAACAACACCAGCGACGAGAGUGAAGAAGACGAAGAUGAGGACGAGGACAAGGAUAGCGACGACGACAGCUCGCUGUACGACGAUGGCUCGAUGAAAACAGUCUGA
Molecule: messenger RNA, 1452 nt
Organism: Boeremia exigua
Lineage: Eukaryota; Fungi; Ascomycota; Dothideomycetes; Pleosporales; Didymellaceae
Exons: 2
Coding region: 1-1452 (483 amino acids)
Source: RefSeq, a predicted model, not a curated record